Molecule: messenger RNA, 6234 nt
Organism: Dermacentor silvarum
Lineage: Eukaryota; Metazoa; Arthropoda; Arachnida; Ixodida; Ixodidae
Product: pikachurin
Exons: 15
Coding region: 294-3155 (953 amino acids)
Molecular function (GO): calcium ion binding
Source: RefSeq, a predicted model, not a curated record
GUGCUUCGGAACGGGCGGCGUGCCGGCACCAACUGCGACCCGGAGUCAAAACACCGCGCACACUGCCCGUACGCUCUCCCCAUGGAAGGGUCGAGAAGCAGUCGCGCGAAAGCGAGGGAGCAUCUCAGCGACCGCAGGACUGUCGUGGCGGACGACCACUGACCCUACCUGCCUUUGAAGAUCGGAAUUACGUUCGACGGCUCGUGCAGUUUUUUUUUCUUUUUCGGCGGGCCCGGCGUUUUCGGUUCGGUGAGAGCGGGCGCGCGGCUUUUCGACGGGCGCCCGAAAAAACCAUGCCGGCUCCGUAUCGACCCAACAUGGCCGCGCUUCUCGUGUUUGGGCUGUGGGUCGCUGCCGCGGGAUUUCCCUGUGUGCUGUGCUCGGCAGAGACUGUGGGCUUCGAGGCAGCCUUCCAAGGCGAAUGUCGAGUGGAUGGCCCGUGCCAACAGAUGUGCUUCGACUUGCACGACGGAACGUUCGAGUGUGGAUGCACGCCUGGAUACCGGCUAUCGUCAAACGGCUACAGCUGCCAACCACUGCAACAAGGUGAACCGGAACCGGAGAACCGGCACAAGGGCGAGUCACCCACCGUCGCGGCCAGUGACGUCAAACAGAGGACGACGAGCGGCGGCGGCGGAUACGGGAGGCCACCGCCGCUCGUGCGGCGACGAAUGCACGGCAACUCGAUAGACUCGACGGGGAGCCAGAUGAGGCCCUCCCGCACUGACCAGGGAUCAGCUCUAGACGCAGAGUACGAGAACAACAACGUGGACGCCAUCUUGGGUGAAGAUGCCGAUCUGUCUCGGCAGCAGCAACAGCAUCGCAGCGGAGGUUCCAACCCGUUGUCCCGGUCGGCGGGUCACAAGCGGGCCUCGUCAAGCGGAGCUGAAGCGGCAGACGGCUGGCAGGCGGACGACCCGGGCCCGGCGGCAUCGUGGGAAGGUGAUCGGCGGCGUUCCUGGCAGGAGGACGACCCCUGGUCCGCCGACGACGACGUCCGGUAUCCGUCGGACAAGCAGCGCAGGCGCCGCGGGCCGGCCACUGAGGCCGGCGGAGCGGGCAGCCGCUACGAGCCGCUCAACACGAUCGCCAUGACAACCGUGGCCACGACCAGUGACGAGUCGGUGAUGCCCCCAGGCAUUGCGUCACCGUGCCAGCAGCUGUCCUGUUCGCGAACGGGACGCUGCGUCCAAGACGAACGGACGGGCAGCGUGCGCUGCGCGUGCGGGCUCGGCUACACGGGCGCCUUCUGCGACCAAGAGGUGGACUUGCGACGUCCCCGUUUUUCCGGCUCCUCGUACCUGGCACUGCCGACGCUGCGGGACGCGCACAAGUCGAUGCAGAUCACGCUCCAGUUCCGGCCGGAGACGCACGACGCCCUGCUCCUCUACUCCGGAGAAACGGCGGAGCUCCAGGGGGACUACUUCGCCAUCCUGCUCUCCAAGGGCUUCGUCGAGUUCAGGUUCGACUGCGGCAUGGGUCCAGGAACACUGCGCAGCGAUCAACCAGUGCUGCUCAACGCCUGGAACACGCUCACAGUGUACAGGGAUCGAUGGGACGCGUGGAUGCAGCUGAACAGCGGUCACCAAGUUCAGGGUCGUUCAAAGGGUCUCUUCUCGAGGAUAACCUUGCGACUGAACGUCUACCUCGGCGGAUCACCUAACGCCAGCCUCGCUGCUGGUAGGCUCGGGAUCAGAGAAGGACUGGUCGGCUGCAUUCGACAUCUAGAGAUUAACGGGCGCCGGUACGACUUCCGGUCCACGACGCUACGGGGCGAUGCAAUCGAAGGCCUCGACGUUGACGAAUGUGGUGGCGAUGGAUGCAGUGGAGUCAGCUGCCAGAAUGGCGGCCAGUGCAUCGCCAAUGGGGUGGAACAGGGUGUAUGCCUCUGUGCCUUGGGCUUCGCGGGAGCCUCGUGUGAAACACCCGUGGAGAUUGUGGUGCCAUCGUUCAAUGGCUCAUCUUACCUCCGCUUUCCCGGCCUGGGCAACGACCAUCUGUCGUUCCUUGAUGUCCAGUUGGUCAUCAAGCCUCUGUCGCCACACGGUGUUUUCUUCUACAACGGGGCCAAGAUGGACGGCACGGGGGAUUUCGUGUCGCUUCAGAUGGCCGACGGACACGUCGAGUUCCGCUUCGACCUCUCCACUGGCACGGCAGUGCUCAGGAGUCCGUAUCCAGUGGCCCUUGGUGAAUGGCACAUGGUGAAGGCGUCCCGCACCGGCCGCCUGGGAACCCUGACACUGGAUGGCCAACCCAGUGUCGAAGCACACUCUCCUGGUGCCUUCACUCAGCUCUCGCUUCCGCUAAACCUCUACCUGGGCGGGGUGCCGGAUCCCAAGGAGACCGCGGUUGGGGCCGACGUCAUGCAGUCCUUUGUUGGUUGUGUACAAAGGCUGACCAUCAACAACCGGCCCGUGCGACUGAUGCAAGAGGCCCUGUCGGGAGUGAACGUGGCCAACUGCGUGCACCCAUGCGUCACGGGUCCCUGCUACAACGGCGGCGCCUGUCAGCCGCGCAUGGAUCUGUACGCCUGCCACUGCAAGCUCGGCUACGCGGGAUCCAACUGCCAAAACGAAGUGAAAGAAGCCAUCGCAGAACCGAUGAUGGGUGGAGCCAGCUACUUGCACUACACUUCGGAUGACAUUAUGCGAAGGAUACGCGGCGACCAGCUCGACGUGAUCCUCGCCUUCCGGUCGUUCUCGAGCCACGGUCUCCUGUUCUGGGCCGGGGACUCCAGCCAGCAGAACCGGGGAACGCUCUACUCGCCUUCGGACUACCUCUCACUGGGACUCGAGAAGGGCCUGCUCACGCUGCGCUUCAACCUGGGCUCCGGCGAGGCGCAGCUCUGCUGGAACACCACGCGCGUCGACGACGGACGCUGGCACCGUGCCGCAUUGAGCCGGAGCCGCCAGCUGGCCACGCUGGGCCUGGACGGGUCGUCUCCCGUGGCGGUGACGUCACCAGGACGCCUGAGGCAACUGAACGUGCGCAGCGGACUGUACAUUGGCGGCAUCGGUGACGUUACUCACGUGACAAGAGGGCGCUACAAGUCGGGCCUAGUCGGCUGCGUGGCCAAUCUGACUCUGGCCGGCGACUAUCACGUCCGGCUGGUUUCACACGCUGCCACGGGCAUCAACGUCCAGCCCUGCCUUUGAAGACCAGGCGAAGCACACUGCACCAGUAGCCCACGUAGAACAGCCCUGCGUUAUCAAUAUGAACUUCGCACAACCAUGUUCCAGGGUAACCCCAGUCGUCCGUCAUGCCCACAGGCUGUACAAGACGAACCGGCGUCAAGGGGACAUGCCAUUAUAUCAUACGAUAAAUCGCCGUAAUAGGAACAGUUCGGCUACACUCCUCUUGUUUGCAGUGAACACUGCUUUAGUAACACUUCUCGGUCAUACAUUCCCCAUCCGAACGUCACACUGCAGUUCGUGAAUUUCGUUCCAAACGGGUGAUCUGAGCAAUAUGAUAGCUGCUUCCGCCUUCAAUUCAGAGUUACGGAGGAAUGCUUGCCAAAUUCAAUAGCCGAGAGAAUCUGCUUAAGGAAACUACAGUCGUAAUUUGUAAUGCAUUGUAAACCCACUUGUAAGGCAAUGACAUCCACUAGGUUUACUCCAAUGUAGCCUUCCGAUUUUGACGUAGUUCAGAGCACUUUACUCGCCUCCUUGCGUCACACACUAGGUUCACUAUUAUUUCGUUGCGAGAUUACCCGGGGACCAUUGCCAUGCGACGCUGGGGCUGCCCUGGAUGUGAGGCAUACAAGAAAUGAAGCUGCCGCAAACUUGAAUGACAGAUUCAGAACUCCUAGAUUCGCCACGAAGACCGUGGCCUGCUUGUGCGACGCCUAGAAGCCACGCAAGUGCCCACGACCAUUACACUUCGUUGUUUUCGUCUCAAACGCCAGUGCAGACGUGCUCUCCUGCGGACAUGACAAAGUAUGGUCACCUCACGAGCAGGCAACAAUUCAAUCACCCUGUCCUUCGACGCGCAGUGGUGGCGUGAACAUUGUGUGGGAAGUGCACCUGUCGAAACAGUACUACGGGCGCGCUUCUGUCGUUGUAGCCGAAUAGAGAAGUAUCUAGUGCUUUAUUUGCCCCCCAUGCAACUGUGGAGCCUUCGACACCCUCCGCUGAAGUUGCGGCGCUGCUGCUGCUGUAACGGAACUAUGCCACUUACCAGCUUCUCCACGCAUCCGAACAAUGGACUCUCAUUGCCACUCAACGGAUUGCGUUUGAUGAGGAAGCGCCGUCGUGUUGAGUGUGCGUGAAGGUGAAGAGCGGAACUGUUUCUAUGUGGUUUAUGUACACUAAUGCCCCUUUUACAGACGAAACCGGUGUUCCUUUCCUUUUAGCAUUCCUGUAGGCGAACAAUGCACCAGAAUUAUUGUGCAGUUGCAAUUCGGGCUCUGAGGUGACAACGUGGGAACAGAAAUUCCUCACAAGGCUCAUGCCGCGAGCACUAAGGCGUUGCUAUGCUGUCAGCAGCAGAAACCUAAAAUUGAGUAGUUCCUUCGUGUUUUCACUACAGGAGUGCUAACGGAUGUUUUGUUUUUUUUCCCUGAAACUGCAACUGGGCUGUCUUCGUGAGAUGAUGCACAAUACGCUACCGUGAAAGAACGCUUUAAGGAAACGUUCUUCACAGUUCGUAUUGUGGCUUAGACUAGGCUGAUCGCACGACGCACUGAGGACCGUGUUUCGAACGCGUCUAGCACAAAGCAUGUACACACCAUAGCGGUCACAUCCAACGACCACAGAGGCCUUCGGAGCCGCACGCUUUCUUGCGGAGAGAAAACAAAGGUGUGCGUGUCGCUUGUACGGAUUCCUCGCAGCAACCACUGUCGCCUAUGUAAGACCUCUAUAGUUCAAACCGGUAGAACGCCUAUUAUGCAUAUACGAGUACGCUUUUAUUUUUGCGCCAUUCGAGGGACAGACAAUGUGAACUAGCUGAAAAUUCUGCUUGCAAUCACUUCUCUCUAUAUAUAUAUAUACAUAUAUGAAUUACGCUACUAAGAAUAUUGCCACGAACGGCUGAAAUGAGCGUGUCGAAGGCUGUUCGCAUUGGUGAAUUAAUGUCAGCAUGAAACUUGUAAAGGAAUCUCAGUUACGCAUUCUUACAUUAAUUGAAGUGCACAGCUUCAGCAUUGGCAGCAGAAACGCAACAGCUAUGGAGCAGACUUUCCUGUACAUUGGUUCUGUCAAACCGUUGCAAUAGGCCUAUGGAGGUGAUUAUCCGAGCAUUUUUAUUUUUCGAAUUGUUAACCUUUGCGUGUGUUGUCUCUUUCUCGGGAUCAGUGUUUGGACUCUUGUACAUCUCUUGCACCUUCCCAUUGUGAUAUGACCCAGCACUCCGCUACUUCGCUCUGUGUGUGCAUGCCUCACAGUAGGGACGCUGGCUAGGAGACACGAAAGAGCGGCGAAUUCUAUUUGGGCCCAGCUGGCCAGCACCGUUAGAAGUUGUGAGUGGUGUGUCUGCGUGCGCUUUUGAACGUCUGCAGCCAAGUGGAUCGCGCCUACGGUCGGUAUAAAAGAGUACUCCUUACCGCUCUCUUUUUUUUUAUAUUACGUCACUAGAUAUUUCGCAAAGUACUCGGUUGAGGCUGCCCCUAUGACGUAUCGCAGAACUGUCUUCAGACCCGGCGUCCGCGUUUGUCCUGUUGCUAACUUAAGGUAGUUGAACCGAACGAUACCCGUGAAAACCGACGUAAAUGAGAUAGAUAGCGUGAUAAGGCCUUCAUGUAUUGUGGGAGAACGCUUAGCAGGGCUGCACAGGAGUUAUAGUAAGAUGAGGUGUGAAACCGAUAUUGUUCCUUGCUGCAAGUCGUUGUUUGUGCGUGUCCUUUUAUAUGAUUCUGUUCCCUUCUUCAAUUAUUUAUGUAUGGAAUAGAGCUUGAACGGUACGUGACUUCGUUAGUCAAUCACUGGAUCCCUUUAUGAGGCCGUGAAUGCUUCGUUUUAAGGGCAUUUUUCAGUGUACAUAUCAGCGCGUAAUGUGUUCGAUUAUUGAUUGCGUGUGUCGCUCCAUUAGAAUCAAAAGUCUACGGUAAGUAACGACAGGUAAGUGUAUGCAUUAAUAAUAGAUCAACGAGGCUCGGUUGGGGGAGCGAAGACCACGAGUGAUGCGCCUGUAGCACAGCACUUGCAUUGCGAAUGUUUAUACAAUUGGACGCUCUGUGCUCUGCUAAAUGAAGCCCUUGUAACACCGAGAUGGAGAAGUAAAGGUUGACCAAAUCACUGA